Caenorhabditis bovis is the source of this 1596-nucleotide messenger RNA. NCBI's taxonomy places the organism in Eukaryota, Metazoa, Nematoda, Chromadorea, Rhabditida, Rhabditidae. The record is from the annotation of a GenBank genome assembly.
AUGUUGUCGGAGAUCGAGUGUCGAGCACUCAGCGCCGUUCAUCAUGUCUUGCUUCAAGAUUUUGAGCCAAAUGAUGCUUUAAUUUAUUUAGAAAAUUCAAAAAUUUUCAACGAAGAUCAUUGCGAUAUAAUCAAAAGCAAGACAACGCGUCUCGAAAGAAUCAGCUGUUUCUUGCGAAUAUUUCGACGACAAGCCAACGAUUUGUCUCGUCUCAUCGAUUUUUUCGCAUACAACAAUCAAUCACAUAUAUCGAUAUUUUUGGACGAGUUUGUACAGUUUUCGAUCACCGAUCCUGACCAAUUAAGAGAAGUUGUAAUUGCUCCGAGACUUGUGCGAGACAUGAUGAAUCGAAAAUUGCUUCUUGGCGCUGUUCCAAGGCAAAUGACCGGAUUCCAAAGGGUUGAAAUUGUCGAUACAGUGAUUGAUAAACUCAAAGAAAUGGCGGAUAUUGACUGUUUUUUUCUUUUUUUGCACGGUCGCGCGGGUGCUGGAAAAACUGUCAUCGCUUCACAAGCUUUAUCAAAAUCCGACGAAAUUAUUGGAUUAUGUUUCGAAUCAGUUGUUUGGAUGAGAUGCGGAGAAAUUGAUAGCAAAUCGAAUUUCGAUAUUUUUUCCGACCUUCUUCUCAUGCUAAAAAGUGAAGAUGACUUAAUGAACUGCCCAAAUUUAGACAAUGUCACCUCAAUGGUUUUGAAGAAAAUGGUAAUAGCUAAUGCUUUGAUUGAUCGUCCGAACACUUUGAUUGUUUUCGAUGACGUCAUUCUCGAAGAAACAAUUCGAUGGGCUCAAGAGUUGAGGCUGCGCUGUAUUAUAACAACUCGAGACAUUGGUCUUGCGAAUGUCGCAUCAAUUACAGUUGAUUUUGUUGAAGUUCCGCCACUCGAUGAAGAUGAAUGCGGCCUUUUAUUGCAGUCAUUUGGAAUGCCGCAUCCGAUUGAUGAUAGUGAGAUGGAAAUUCUAAGCGAAGUGACUAAACUAUCAAGCGGCUCACCGGCUCUUCUUUCGAUUAUGAAUCAAAUGUGUGAUCCCAAAGAUUAUGAUAGACUUGAUCAAUUGGUAACUCGUCUUGAGACCCGUGGACUUUCUGCUAUUUCUUGCAAUAAUCCAUAUCGCUAUAAAUCAUUUGAUUUGGCACUUCGAAGGUGUGUCGAAUUAAUGACAAACGAAGAAAGAACGGCUCUCGGAUAUGCGGUUGUGAUUCCUCCUGGAGAGGAUAUUCCAUUGACAGUUUGGGCACAAAUCAUUCCCAUCGAACUUUGCUGUAAUGAUGCUUCGCAAAUUGAGGAGGAAGUUGGAGAUAUGCUUAACAGAUUAGCCAAGAAAGGUGACUGGUUUACUGUCAAACUAAUACCAUAUCGAAGUUAUUGUAUCGAUCACGUCAUUCAUCAUUUUCUUCGGCAUGUUGUGGACCAUGACACAAUUUCGAGCGGAAUUUCGAUUCUCGAAUCGAGACUAAAUGAAUUAUACACUGGAAAUAAUAAUCAAAAACUUCGCGGAGGAGAUUAUUUCGGAAAUUGUCCAGUUGAAGAAUACGCAGAUUUUAUGAAACGACAUCAUCGUUUUUAUGAUGCGCUUCGAAAAAUUUGCCAAAGAUAA